Molecule: messenger RNA, 1068 nt
Organism: Punctularia strigosozonata HHB-11173 SS5
Lineage: Eukaryota; Fungi; Basidiomycota; Agaricomycetes; Corticiales; Punctulariaceae
Exons: 3
Coding region: 1-1068 (355 amino acids)
Biological process (GO): endonucleolytic cleavage in ITS1 to separate SSU-rRNA from 5.8S rRNA and LSU-rRNA from tricistronic rRNA transcript (SSU-rRNA, 5.8S rRNA, LSU-rRNA); endonucleolytic cleavage in 5'-ETS of tricistronic rRNA transcript (SSU-rRNA, 5.8S rRNA, LSU-rRNA); small-subunit processome assembly
Cellular component (GO): nucleolus
Molecular function (GO): RNA binding
Source: RefSeq, a predicted model, not a curated record
AUGGACGACGCGUUCGACGAGCAGGAGACUCGCGCCGGCCCGUCCAAGUUGCAAAGCGAGGAUGACCAGGAGGGUCACUCAGACCGCAACGGGGAAGAAGAAGAAGAAGAGCACGAGGGACCAGUGAGCGACGAAGACCAUGAGACUGCACACGACGACGGCCUAGGGGACGGCAUGGACCCGUCCGGCUUCUCCGGGCCCUCCUCCAAGGUCGUCAAGCCGCUCACGCCCGAGGCGCUCGCCAAGUUCCAAGCGGAGCAAGACCGCGCGGGCGUCAUCUACAUCUCGCGCAUCCCGCCCGGCAUGCGUCCGCCCAAGGUCCGACAUCUCAUGAGCAUGCACGGCGAAGUCGGGCGCGUGUAUCUCCAACAGGAAGAUCCCAAGCGCGCGUACCUCAGGCGAAAACACACGAGCACCAAGAAGCCGCAUUUCACCGAGGGCUGGGUCGAGUUCAAGGACAAGCGCGUCGCGCGCGCCGUCGCCGAGAUGCUCAACGCGCAACCCAUAGGCGGAAAGAAAGGCAGCCGAUGGCGCGACGACGUCUGGACGAUGAAGUACCUCCCGCGCUUCAAAUGGAACAUGCUCACGGAGCAGAUCGGUGCGUCCCUUUUUCAAGCUUCCCUCCCUCACUUUUCUUUUUUCGUUCCUGAUCGCAAUUGGUUCGAACUUCUGUCACGAUAUGUAAUAUAUAUAGCGCACGAAGCCGCGGUCCACCGCGCCAAGCUCCGCAACGAGCUCGCCCAAUCCCGCGCCGAGCAGCGCGCGUACCUCCAAAACGUAGAGACCGCGCGCGUGCUCGAGAAACGGGCGAAGCGGAAGCGCGAGGCGGGCGUCGACGUCCAAACUCCCUUCCCCGGGCCCCGGCCCAAGGAUCAGCACACCAAGUCAGGGGAGAGUAAAGCCUCCGGGGAAGGGGGAAAGAAGAGGGCGAUGCCACCUGAUAAAGAGACGGAGAAAGAGAAAGGAGAGAAGAAAAGACGGAAGGAGGUGGAGAAGGAGAGAAGGGUGGAGAUGGGCGAGCGGGAGAGGGAGGCUAAGCUGGGCACGGUAUUGAGCAGUAUAUUCUGA